Messenger RNA from Sturnus vulgaris (Common starling), 2198 nucleotides. NCBI's taxonomy places the organism in Eukaryota, Metazoa, Chordata, Aves, Passeriformes, Sturnidae. The record is from RefSeq and is a predicted model, not a curated record.
AUGGCAGGCUGCAGGGAGGUGGGCGCGAGAAAGCUCGGCGAGCUCUUCUUCUAUUGGCCGUGGAAGCUCCUCCGCGGCCGGGCCACACGGGCGGCGGAAGCGGAAGCGGCCGGAGCGGCCGCGGCGGGAGGGAUGAAAGCGGCUCCGGAGCGGCGGCGCCUCUCAGGACUGGCCGUGCUGAUGUUUCUGUUCCUGCCCUUCCUGCUCCUGGAAGCUGCAGAUGCCAAGAAUCCCAUCAUCCCGCUCCAGGAGGGCCACGAGUCCCACUACAAGGAAUCUCAGCGCUUCUGCUACACCAACACACGCGUCCCGCGAUGGAACGACAUCUGGACGAGGACACAGAUCCGCAUCAACAGCAGCCGGAUGAUCCGUGUCACCCAGGUGGACAGCGAGGAGGAGCUGGAGAAGUUCAGCGUGUGGAACAUGGUGUUCUCCUUCCUGCGGGGGAAGCUCAACGACACCAGCAUCGACGUGGAUCUCUACAGCAACAAAACCUGUCUCAAGGUCGAGCUGCUGGAGCCCAGCACCACCUACUCCGUCCUCCUCUUCCGACGUUUUGAUCCUAAGAUGUUCCUUGUUUUCUUCCUGGGCCUGCUGUUGUUUUUCUGUGGGGACACACUGAGCAGGAGCCAAAUCUUCUACUACUCAGCUGGCAUCAGUGUUGGCUUGUUGGCCUCGCUGCUCGUCCUCGUCUACAUGAUGUCUAAGGUCAUGCCCAAGAAAAGCCCUGUGUACUUCCUGCUGGUCGGAGGUUGGUCCUUUUCCCUGUACCUGCUUCAGCUGAUCUUCAAGAACCUGCGGGAGAUCUGCACGUCCUACUGGCAAUACCUGUUAGGUUACCUGCUGUUCGUGGGCCUCCUGAGCUUUGCUGUGUGCUACAGGUACGGCCCCUUGGAGAACCAGCGCAGCAUCAACCUCCUGUCCUGGGCCCUGCAGCUCCUGGGGCUGCUGCUGAUGUACUCGGGCAUCCAGAUCCACCCCAUCGCCCUGGGCCUGGUGCUCAUUGCUGUCUGCACCAAGAACCUGGAUUACCCCUUGCAAUGGGCCUUUGCUGCCUACAGGAAGGUGCAGAGUUCCAAGCUGGGCCCGACCCCCCCUCGGCUGCUGACAGAGGAGGAAUUUCGGCUCCAGGGCGAGGUGGAGACCCGCAAGGCCUUGGCAGAGCUGCGGAGCUCCUGCCAGAGCCCCGAAUUCUCUGCCUGGACCACGGUGUCCCGAAUCCAGUCUCCCAAAAGGUUUGCUGACUUUGUGGGUGGUGCUUCCCAUGUCACCCCCAGUGAGGUGUCUGCCCACGAGCAGGAGUUUGGCCUGGGAAGAAUCUACAUUGAUGAGGAGCUCUUUGAGGAUGAUGAUGAUGAUGAAGAAGAGGAGGAGGAGGAGAAAAAUGUCAAUUACUCCUCUGCUGGGAAUCACAGGAGUGGUUCCCUGCCCCACAACCAUCUGGAUGUCCAGUGAGGUGCCUGAGGGUGACACACACAAGAGGAACUUUGGACCCGUCCCACUGUUACCUGCAGGCUCAGCGCCUGUCUGGAGCCGUGGUGAAGGAGCUGCCAGCGAGCUGCUCCUCCUCCUCCUGCUACAAAGCUGUCAGAGGGCUCCAGCUGGUCAGGCCACACCUCUGCCUUGGCUUCAAUCCCGUGUGGAUACCAAAACCUCUGGCACUUCCCCGAUGGAGCUGUGGAGCCUCGGGGUCUGCUGGCUGCCCCUGGUUGUGGUGUUGGGGUAGAGGCCAUGCUCAGCCCCCUCUCCCCAUGCCAGAGCUGAGGAUGAGUGUGGAUGUGCUUCCUCCCUGCCUCACUGCCCUUCUACUGCCGUCACUUCUCUCCCAAUGGGUGCAGGCAGGGGGUGGGGGUGACCCCAUCGAUGUUCCAGCUCCUGGUGCUGACUGGGGAGCUCUGCCAAAGAACAAAGCUGGAGGGGACACCCCAAUCUAUGCAACUUCCUAAGCAAUAAAGCUGCCCUCACCUCCUCACAGUGUCUCAGCUGCCCUGGGGACCCCCAGCCAAGCCCCUACCUCACCUGCAGCUUCCACCAUCAGUUUGUCUCAGUCUGAUGUCUGUCCCUGUCCCAGCUUUGCUCCCCAGCCCUCCCUGCACUUUCCUCCCUGCUCAGGUGUGAGCAGACUCUGUUACUGCAUCCCCCCAUCCUCAGCGUGAUGAAUGACUCAUUAUAUUUUUAAUAAAGAUGUAUUUUUUAGG